AUGGACAUAGCAGAAGGUGUAACACCUGCAUAUCUGAAAUUGGCUCAGAUCAAAUUUUGCCUCACUCUACCACAGUUCAAAGAUGACCCAGAACUUAUCUCAUCAUUGUUAGCCGGUAUAGUCUAUAAUAAUAUGGCUCCCUAUUACCAAGAGGUUUGCACAGAUUUGUCAUGGAAGUUUGACCAAAAUCUUUAUGAUAAAAUGGCAUCAAAUAAUGCCAAACGUAUGGCAGAACUUGAACAAGAAAAAAAUCCAACCAUGGUCGACGAUGAUGACCCGGUAUCCGGCAUAUGGCAAGCAAAAUUGUUAUAUUUAUGUUCUAUUGGGGACCGUGAACAAGCUACUAAAUUAGCAGAGUCUAAAUUGGAAGAGAAAAAUGUACCUAAAUCUCAGCAAAUUGAUACUGUUUUUGCUUUAUUCAGAGUGGCAUAUUUCCAUGGAUGUGAUAUACCAGCUAUGAAGAAGGCUAUAGAUAAGGCUACAGAGUUAAUUGAAGGAGGAUCCGGGGGUGACUGGAGUGCUAGGAACAAAUUGAAAGCGUACGAUGGCAUUUGGAGUUUAGCAAUACGAGACUUCAGUCGUGCUGCCAAGCUGUUUGUAGAUGUUGUGCCUACAUUCGAAUCAUAUGAACUUGCAGACUUCAGUACCAUCAUCAAGUAUACUAUAUACUCGUCAAUGAUAGCUUUUCCGAGAUACGAGUUAAAGAAAACUCUUAUGCACCAUGGUGUCAUGGCUCAGGCUCUGAACUCUGAUUCCAAAGAACUCAAAGACUAUUUUGUAUCAUUAUACGAUGGUCAAUACUCAAAAUUCCUUGUCUAUCUGGCACGCAUUGAGAAAAACAUGAAGGAAGAUCCUCUUUUACAUCCUCACUACAAAUACUAUGUCCAAGAGAUGAGACUGUUGGCAUAUAAACAAAUAUUGCAAGCAUACAGAUCUUUAAGUUUGGAUUACAUGGCUGAAUCAUUUGGUGUGACCAAAGCAUUUGUAGAGAAAGAAGUGGCUAGAUUUGCAGCUGCUGGUCGUUUGACCUGUAAAAUUGAUCAUGUCGCCGGAGCUGUGGUAACUAGUAGCACGUCCAAGUGCAGUUUACAAUUAGGAGCACCAGAAUCCAGAUUGGAGCGUGGCAUAUUAUAUCAGACGACUGUCAAAAAGGGAGAUAUACUUUUAAACAGACUAAAGAAGUUGGCCCGCGUUAUGGAUUUCUAA
This is a messenger RNA of Cinara cedri, 1206 nucleotides long. The record is from the annotation of a GenBank genome assembly. Lineage: Eukaryota; Metazoa; Arthropoda; Insecta; Hemiptera; Aphididae.